AUAAAAACAAUGUAUGAAAUAUUAUUUCUUCUGAGUAUUGCUCGAAUUCUAGAAAAUAAAGCUUGGUUACUGAAUCUAACUCAAAUUUUUAUAUACAUAUUAAAUUUUAUCCGAUUUCUACUUAUUAUUAGUGUACAGAAAAAUAAACCUACACCUAAUUCUUUCUAGAGUAGUUCGUUUUACUCACUGGAGAAAUUUACCCAGGAUGAAAAAAAAAUGAAAGAGAUCACAAUGAUGGCCACAACGAUGAUGAGAAAUAGUAACGAUAAGAGAAAAAAAACAAGAAAGAAUGGCCAAUAGUCGAAUCAUACAGCUUAUCCUGAGAUUCUCGAUUGGCUAUCGCCAAGGAGAGUGGGGUAUUACAGAAUUAUAAGAGUGGGGUAUUAUAGAAUUUAUAGGGUAGGGGGUUGUUGAAUGAAUAGCGGGACGCUCAACCUUUCGACGCACUCGGUCGCAUCCGCCCCGACAGACAGCCGGCAAACCGCGCGGCCGUACAGUCUGAGUGUGUACGUGAAGAAACCGCCCCGUAACUGCUUCGAUCCAAAGAGUUUACGUCAAGGAAGUGGAGGAGCAAAACGAGCGAACAAACGAUACGACGUGUUGGGAAGAUAAAACUACACGAAUAACACAUCUUGUUGGCGUUACUACACGACGAUAAUUUAAAAUUAAUCAGAAUACGCGCGUAUCGAAAUAAGAAUGGAAACGAUCUCAAGAUUACUCCUGAUGUUGAUACCGAACGCGUUGUGGGUGAUAACCAGCUAUGCGGCACCUCUAUUAGAUACGAAGGACACUUGGAGUAGAGAUGUUUUCCCACCUGUAAUUAAGACGUGUUCCGACGGACAAUGUUGGGAAUUGCUACCAAUAUCGGAAACAUACGGCAACAUCGUACCAAAAAAAGACGGCGACAUUUCCAGAUUGCAAUCUCAGCACUACAUUGCAGACCCGGUAUCCGAAUUCACGUUAAAAUCAUGGAGGGAUCAUACAUUGGAAGAGCCGGGACGAGAAAUUCGAGCUUCUUUGCCAACAAAUAAACAAAUGCCUAUUAAAAUCACCAAAAAAGAUGUAUUCGUGUCCCGUAGCUGGCGAGCAGGCGGCAUGCCUUUCUCCGUUUUGUACAUGAAUCCGCAUACUUCAAGAUCAAAUCAUGCUGUCGCAACAACAUUGAGUAAGUAUAUGUUAAGAAAGAUAUUAAAAAAAUUCUUCAGCUUAAAAAAGUGGAGAUAAGUUAUAUGAAUUUUCAUUCGCAUAUACACGGAAAACAGUAUCAAAUAUUAGUAUCAAACUAAUUAAAACUAAUAUAUUCUAUUUAACAAUCAUUGUGAUAUAUAAGUAAGAAAUAACAUUCUAUAAAUAAAUAUAUGAAAC
Molecule: messenger RNA, 1365 nt
Organism: Solenopsis invicta (red fire ant)
Lineage: Eukaryota; Metazoa; Arthropoda; Insecta; Hymenoptera; Formicidae
Exons: 3
Coding region: 697-1224 (175 amino acids)
Source: RefSeq, a predicted model, not a curated record